AUGUCCGUUAAGCGAGUUUGCCAAUUGGUGAAGCUCAAGCCUUCCGCUGAAGCUGAAUAUCGAAAGAUUCAUGCGGAAGUGUGGCCCAGCGUUCUUGCAGCAUUGGAGCGAGCCCACGUUGAAGACUACUCGAUCCAUUAUUAUGCUCCACUGCAGUUGCUGAUCGCCAACUUCAAAUAUACGGGCUCAGACUAUGAGGCGGAUAUGAGGAAAGUCGCUGAAGAUCCGGAAACCCAGCGUUGGUGGCAAAUUACCGAUAUUAUGCAGGAAACUCUGGUCGAAGGCGCUAGCGGGAGUGGAAAGGAAGUUCCUUGGUGGGCGGACACUGAGGAAGUGUUUCGAAACGUCCAUCUACACACACCCAAACGACCAUGGCUGAAGGAAGCAACUACGACUACCUCUUCAAGGUCGUUCUCAUUGGUGACUCUGGAGUCGGCAAAUCCAAUCGUUCUGCUCUCGCGAUUCACCCGCAACGAAUUCAACCUCGAGUCCAAGUCAACGAUUGGUGUCGAGUUUGCGACCCGGUCAAUUGACGUCGACGGCAAGACGGUCAAGGCGCAGAUUUGGGAUACAGCUGGCCAAGAACGAUACCGCGCCAUCACUUCUGCGUACUAUCGUGGCGCCGUUGGCGCUCUACUAGUCUACGACAUCGCCAAGCAUGCAACCUACGUGAACGUAACACGGUGGCUGAAGGAGUUGCGCGACCAUGCCGACUCAAACAUCGUCAUCAUGCUGGUCGGCAACAAAAGUGACUUGAAGCACCUCAGGGCUGUGCCGACAGAUGAGGCGAAGACGUUUUCGACGGAAAAUGGAUUGUCGUUCAUCGAAACUUCGGCGCUGGACGCCUCAAAUGUCGAGAGUGCAUUCCAAACGAUCCUGACAGACAUUUACCGCAUCGUAUCUAGCAAGUCCCUUGAGCAGUCGAACAACACCGUCGACCUCCCCAACAACAGUGUCAGCGUUGGCCCCAGCGUCGAUUCCACCGCCCAACCCGCAAGCAAGUGCUGCUAA
Messenger RNA from Mycena indigotica, 1011 nucleotides. RefSeq names its product Gtp-binding protein ypt3. The transcript is spliced from 12 exons. Gene Ontology annotation, cellular component: recycling endosome. Gene Ontology annotation, biological process: exocytosis. The record is from RefSeq and is a predicted model, not a curated record. NCBI's taxonomy places the organism in Eukaryota, Fungi, Basidiomycota, Agaricomycetes, Agaricales, Mycenaceae. The coding region runs from base 1 to 1011 and encodes 336 amino acids. Gene Ontology annotation, molecular function: GTP binding; racemase and epimerase activity, acting on carbohydrates and derivatives; GTPase activity.